AUGGCGAAGAAAGGCAAGCUCGAGCCCCUCCGUGCCCAUCCAGACAAGAAGGACACUGCGCUCGAAACCACUGAUGUCGUCCUCGGCGGCGUUGCCAAUGUCAUCGCGCUCACUCCUGUGCCCGGCGUCAAGGAGGCGGCGGAGCUGCUUCUGUCUGUCGUCGAGCUGAUGAAGACGAUCAAAGACAACAAGGAAGCGUUCAAAGAUCUUGUCAGCGACGCCUGGCGUUUCCUCGAGGCCAUUUUCGAAACGACGGAAAGAUUACGAGCGUCUGGAGGGGAAAUACCACCCGACCUUCUCGAUGAUACCGCUGAACUAGUCAGCCAGCUCCGCACGAUUGAAAGUUACUCACAGGACAAGGUCAAGCGGAAUCACAUAAAGCGCAUCAUCUACAGAGACCAUGAUCUGCAAACUCUCCGACAAUAUAGGGAAAGGCUCGUAGUAGUGAAAGACCGCUUCAUCGUUAAGAACACUAUGCAUAUUCGACAUGAUCUGCAUCAGCUAGUCCAGGUGGCUGUCGCUGCGGGCAAGUUCAUGAAGGUUGUGGAUCAGCAGUCAGGGAAUCAGGUCACUCAAGAGGCGACAGAAGUGGUUACAGAGGUCACCACAACGACUUUGACUACUAGUGCAGAAACCGAGACUGCGACAGAGGGGAAACAUGCCCGCUCCAAGUCCAACCCUGAACCAUCCCGUGCACCACGGAAGACCAUUUCGAGGGAGUCAUCCAUCGAGACCAUUUCUUCGGCAUCCUCGAAAGCUAGCUCCAGUCUGGCACACAAUCCGUCUACAGCUGCCCCUCCUCGUUCCCGCCGACAAUCAGCACCUGUGUUGUCUCGCCGCGAGGUUGACUCUGCAUUGGACUCGAGACGCGGCGUUCGGAAAUCGAAAAAUCCAUUUGAGGCCCUCGUUGAGCAGGACGAGGCCUCGCGAUCCCAGAACUACGUGCGCCAAGACGACGCUCAAUAUGAUGGACAGGACGAAUACUAUUCAUCGUACUCCGACACCCGCGCUGCAUCAAAGCCGCCCAGGCGAAACUACCCCGGUUAUGCGAGGGCUCGAUCUCCAGGGAACCAACACUAUGAAGACCACGACGAUUACUACGACGAUUACGACAACUACGAUGAUUAUGACAGUUACGGACAUUACAGUGCUCCUGCAGCUUAUCCAUCUUCGCAUCGGACCUCAACAUAUCACCAAGCCGCGACAUUUCUCAGCGGCGUUGGUAACCAGACCACGACCAUCAUCUCGAACUCCGGGAAUGACUACUCUCGCACAUAUGUCGCACCGAGGAGGGCAAGGCCAGCUCGACACAGAUGGUGA
Messenger RNA from Coprinopsis cinerea okayama7#130, 1320 nucleotides. RefSeq lists its product as hypothetical. The transcript has 4 exons. Lineage: Eukaryota; Fungi; Basidiomycota; Agaricomycetes; Agaricales; Psathyrellaceae. Bases 1 to 1320 code for a protein of 439 amino acids. The record is from RefSeq and is a predicted model, not a curated record.